This is a messenger RNA of Daldinia caldariorum, 1315 nucleotides long. Its product is annotated as GPR1/FUN34/yaaH family-domain-containing protein. Gene Ontology annotation, molecular function: acetate transmembrane transporter activity. Lineage: Eukaryota; Fungi; Ascomycota; Sordariomycetes; Xylariales; Hypoxylaceae. The transcript is spliced from 3 exons. Gene Ontology annotation, cellular component: plasma membrane. The record is from RefSeq and is a predicted model, not a curated record. Bases 227 to 1084 code for a protein of 285 amino acids.
CCAUCACCCCAGACCAUCCCCCACUGCCAGACUGCUUGGAUCCCUUUUACACGCUUUUUAUUUAAACUGGGAUUCUCCCUUUCCCUAAUUGAUAUUAAAGUCCCUUUUUGCUUUUUCUUUUCUUUUUCUUUGCUUCUCUUGUCUAUUCCUCUCUAGUUGCGGAUAGUGAAUCUGGAAUUCUAUCACGUAGACUCCACAUUAUCACGGUCCAUCAAUUCUCGUCACCAUGGCCUCUACCGAAUUACACCAGGCUCCUACAGCCGAGAAGGAGAUCGGAAGCGCCGCCACCACCGGCUCAAAUGUCAAUGGCGCAUCUACUACCCAGCGUUACGACUAUGGCGGCAAUCCGCUCUUCCACGCCCAUUCCGGUCCUGAUGCUAGACUCCCUGCCUUCGGUGGUGAGUUCCAACCAGGUUUAUACAAGCCUAUCGAACACCGCAAGUUCGCCAACCCUGCGCCUCUCGGUCUCUGUGCUUUCGCCUUAACGACGUUUGUUCUGUCACUUGUCAACGUCAACGCGCGCGAUGUUGCCGCCCCGAACAUCGCUUUGACGCUCGCAUAUGGAUAUGGCGGUCUCGUACAACUGCUGGCUGGCAUGUGGGAGAUGGCUAUAGGCAACACUUUUGGUGCCACGGCCCUAUCGUCGUUCGGUGGCUUCUGGAUUUCCUACGCUAUCGCCCUCACCCCGGGCUUUCAGACUUUCGACAAGUACACAGAGGCCGAGGAAGCAUCGGUACUUGGGUUUUUCUUGACGGGAUGGUUCAUAUUCACCUUCAUCUUGCUCUUGUGUACCCUGCGUUCUACUGUCAUGUUCUUCCUCCUAUUCUUUACCCUCGACCUCGCGUUCCUUAUGUUAGCCUGCUCAGAAUUCGCAAAGUCCAACGGCGCGCUCGGUGCGGGUAAAAAGUUGACACAGGCGGGUGGUGGAUUCGGUCUGUUGGCCGCAUUCCUUGCCUGGUACAACGCAUUCGCCGGUAUUGCCGACUCAAGCAACUCCUUCUUUAUUAUCCCCGUUUUUCAUUUCCCUUGGUCCGAAAAGGGACGCCAGGCGCGCGCCAUUAAGAACGAACGUGAGACGGUUUAAUCCAAGACGAAAAGCUCAAUAACAGUUUUGAAUGAUAUUCCAUUGGUUUGUGUAAAAUGCGUUAUGCAUAUAGUGUUAAUAGUUAAGAUUUAAAAGGGUUUAUAAUGUGAUUAUAAGAUAUAUGGUAUAAAGAAUUGUGAGUAAAAUUAAAUAUUAUUAAUUAAAAAAGAAAAUUUAUUAGAUCUUUUUAUAUUUAAUUAAAGUUUAUUAAUAUAUAUUAUAUUUUUUACA